This is a messenger RNA of Porites evermanni, 6985 nucleotides long. The record is from the annotation of a GenBank genome assembly. NCBI's taxonomy places the organism in Eukaryota, Metazoa, Cnidaria, Anthozoa, Scleractinia, Poritidae.
AUGUCUAACAAUACAACUUGCUUUCCACUGAAUAACAUUUCAAGCCCUUGUGCGUCGACGAACGAAAGCAAAAAUCGUAUUCCUUACGCUCAUGCUGCGAUUCUUUCGAGUACUAUCAUUAUCGCUAUAUUGUCGCCAAUUGCGGUGGCUGGUAAUUCAUUGGUUUUAGCAGCAAUAUGGAAGCGCUCUUUUCAAAGAUCGCCGUUUCAUGUCCUUCUGAGUGGGAUGGUUGUAACUGACCUUUGCACGGGACUCAUUGCCCAGCCGUUCAUUGUCGCAACUAAUUUACUGUACCUGACAAAACCAACAUUCGUGAUAAAGCAGCCAGGGUUUUUCCUCGCCAUUAAAACAACUGGAGACGCAAGUGCCACAUAUUCGAUAGCCUUCAACUUGUUAAUCAUAACACUCAUGUCUGUUGAGCGAUGGCUUCAUAUGUCUCGCCGAUCCUUGGUGACAUCCCGUCGAGCACGUUUUACCGCCGUAACCUGUUUUCUUCUGCCAAUUCCAGCAGUUGUGUUUCGUUCCAUGGAAACUCUUAACCCAGGAACAGGUCAGCGACUGUUAAACAUGACGAUUGUUGUGUCCAUGAUUGUUUGUUUUCUAAUCACAUUUGUUUCUUAUGUUAACGUUUUUCGUCUCAUUCUACGCCACCAACAACAGAUUCAAGUCACUGAAAACUUUGGUCAACCGGCAAUAAACCUAGCAAAGUACAAAAAAUCCGUGUUCACCAUCUUGAUAAUUCUGGCCUUCUAUUGCAUUUGUUUCCUUCCUAUUAUUUUCUCACUUUCAAUCCAUUUUCAAGUCGGUGAUAGUUCUAAAAUGGCAUUGGCUACAAGUGUAUCGUUCGUGUUCUUAUUUUUAUCUCCUUCGUUAAGUCCAAUCCUGUACUUAUGUAGAAUGAAUGAUGUUCGUGCUGGGGUAAAAAUAUUACUUUCGUUUGGUAGGGGAUAAUGCCAGGUCUAACUUUGACUCAGUAGUCAAAAGAAGAGUCAUAAUUCGGGUUAACCUGUGUGGAAGUACAAAUACAAACCAGGUGAAUGUUAAUCUGGUACAAAGUUCUUGUACAUUAAGUUUCGAGAUUAAAGAGACACUUUUUGAAAAUUUUCAGAGUAUAAAAGAAUUUGUUGGAUGAGGCUGUCUCAAUGUGAUCCUAAAAUCUUGCAAUCUAAGGAGGGUGUUAAUUCUUGGAAGUUGUCAGGAAAUGCAUUUAUCUAUACAUCCAGUUGUGAGCAAUUAGAUAGGUGAUUUAAUCAGUAAGAAAAGGGGAAGUAUUUUUAAUGAACAAUAAUGACCGCAAAUAAAAUUGCACUUUAAUAGUCUAGUUUUAAAUUAUUAAAAUGAUAUUUAAUUCUCCAAAGUAAAAGUUAUAGAGGAUAUUACAUGGCCGCUUGGGGAUACGAAUUUUAUCUUCUCGUGCUGAAAGUAUCUCUCACGAGUGAGCGAAGCUCUGUUUAUUUUAUAGAUACUGAUGAAAUUCCUACAUAAAACACAACUUCUUUUGUAUUCAUUUUCGAAACAGCAAAAUAGUGCAAUUAAAGUGGUCACCUAUCGCAAAAUGCCUAUUACAAAAAUGUUUUGAAACUCGGAUAUAAAGUUAUAAAGGAGAAAUGAAGACAACAAUACUUAGUAACCUGAGCGGGAAGCCCUCUUGUAAUUGGCUAAUCAUGUUAGUAACCAUGGCGACACCAAUAUCCUCACACGUGAAAGAUAAAAAUAGUAUCUUCACUGCGCGAGAUGAAGAUAUGAUUUUUUAGUGAAAGGAAAAAUCGUGGUAUCGGGGUAUUUUAUCAGUAUCUAUAUAAUAAAGUCUGACACGUAGGCAUAAACAAUGCAGUGAUCAUUUCCUAACACCCUAAUGCUUGUCGCCCUUCAAGCCAAGGGCGGAAACCGAUCCGCAUAAGAACGGCAAGAUGUGCCACCAGAAAACUAAACCGUUAAUUUCAACUUAAGGUACGUGAAAGGUACACAAGCUUGAUUGAUUCGAAUUCGUGGAAAAGAGUGGUUCACACUGAGAGCAUGCCUAUGUAUUCGUGAUAUUGAGCGAUGAAAGUUCAGUGACAAAAGUUCCAUUACCGUCGAUCUAGUUUUCCGAGGCUUUUCUUGGUGGUUUAGAUGGGAAACUCUAAGGCCGAAAUACUCCACUUGGGCAUGGAGACAAAUUUCAAGUUUCCUAAUUGACCUUUACAUGAGCCUGUCUUAUUAUAAAUGGGGAUGUGUUUUUCUUUGUCCAGGAAAGACUCGUCAAUUUUGUUUCUCUGAAAAGAAAAAGUUGCAAGAAAACGCAUGUAAAUGGGCAGUUUUAAACGUUUUUGGUUAAGCCUUGUUCUGCGUAAGUGGGAACACCUUUUUACCUUGUCAAGAAAAAAAUUGUCAAGUUUUUCAUAUUAAUCAAGCAAUUUUCCCUGAAAGUAAAAACAAAAAAAUCUUGCUUGUGAAAACGAAGCUUAAAAUUAAUGACGGGUCAACUCGAGGUUAGUCACAAAAUCUGUCUUAAAACUAUGCAUGAUGAACACAUUCUGGGGUUUUCAUACUCGUCACCAACAUUCAAACUUAUCGAUUCUUCCGAGUUUCUUCUUUCAUGAGUUAUACAGUGGCUAAACACUUUCUUUAUUCAUACAAAAUUUUUUGUUCGAAAGGGCUCUUCAUUUUGCGCGAGAGGGCGCUUGAAUUUUCAAGCUUUUUGUGUGACGCGGUAUUUGUCUGGCGGCCAGGAAAGCUCUUAAUGUGGGUUGAAAAAGUUAGCAAUUUUUAGAGCUUUUGGUAUCUUAACAUUCCUUGUCUCAGAAUAAAUGUUACUUUUAUCUUUAUGAGUUCAUCAAGCGAUGAAUUCACGCAUUUGUAGGAAAACUCUAAGACAGCUGAUUCUGUUGGUUUUCGGCGGCCAUAUUUGUGCCCCUCAAAAGAGGCACCAACAUGGCGUCUCCAUACAAAGCCUUAUAUAUUUGAGUAAAACGUUUUUCCAAAUAUCUUGCACAAAUGUCGCACAACAACAACAACCUUAUUUCAUUUCAAAACCCUUGUUACACAAUAAAAUAAAACACAACCCGCAAGUAGCAAAGGUUCUCGAGGCGGGUUGUGUAAACAUACAUGUAAAUAAAUAAAUAAUAAAUUAAUUAAGGUGGCUCGAUACAGUUUUUCAGGGCCAAUAGCUCCCAAGUUUGAGCAUAAACUACGUCGCCAUAAACAAAGUUUUGGAAUAAUUGCCACCACAGUUGUAUUAGAUUAAGAUGAAAAUUUGUUUUGAUCAGGCUUGCAAUGACAUCGGAGUUGUCAUAGCAAAGAAAUGACGCUAUUACCAAUUUUACUUACAGCAGUAUAUCUCGGUGUUGGGAACUCUUCUUCCAAAAUCAUUUACGGAAGCUUUUACCUCCAAUAGCCGCCUCGAUGUUCGUGGAGUUUAAGCGAAAUCUUUAAGAGCGUUAUCGAGAUAUUUUGGGAUAAAGAUUUUGUAGUAUCAAUAGUAGUAAUAUAUAGAUUUAGCCAGGGCUAAAAGCGAAGCUCUCGAUAAUAUUUAUAUUUUGUUCAAACAAAACAUAAAAUUGUGUAAUACCAGCCCGUGCACCAAAAGUCUGGUUAAAAGCCUGGUGAGCCUGGUAAACCCUGGUUGGCGAAGGCAACGCCGGAGAACGGUGUAAAACAACAAUACGUCUUAUUAGCAAAAUAGGAACUUUGCACUUUUCUUUUGCACGACUGCAACGUGAAACUUCCAGAAACUUCUUAGUUAACGUUUUAUGGACUGAAAUUAAUUAAUGUCCUACGUUUCCCCGUUCACUUUUUUUUCACUGCCGCUCACUUUCACCUUGCAUUGGUAGCUGCUAGCAUUUCUCAUUUUGCCACCACCGCUACAAAAUUGUCAUGUUGUUUUUCAACAAAAAAAUGUCUCGCUCUAGAUCUCUGUCGCCCUUUAUCACGUUGAGCUUCGCUGGCCUGCCGCCGACUUUCUCUUUUUCUCUGUCUUUCUCUUGCUCCAUAUUACAAAUAUGUGGACAUGACAAUUAAUCUAAACUUAAUACUUUAGAAAACACGGAUACAGAAUCAAUUUCCGCUUUCCGUUUUCGUAUUUAUUGACUCUUUAAUUGUUUCUGCUUCACAAGAGGCGAGUGGUUAUGCGAUUUCCCGUCAAAAUAACCUCGAGUUACAUUUGGGGUUGCCAUACCUGUUGAAUGAGUUAUUUAACAUUGGUAUGCCUGUGGUACGGACGGACGGUCGGGCGGUCGCUGUACGGUCACGUGAUUACCAAAUUUUCUCGGAUCUUGUUAGCGGUUUUUUAAAAUUUUAGUCUACUUUAACAAAUUAGCAAAUAUUUUUUAAACCGCUCGAUAGAUUUUUUUACAAAUUUAAGAUUCUUGAGAUUAACCUUCCUUUUAUAUGACCUUUUAGUUUCAAGGUUAUUGAUAUAUUGUAAGGCAGUAAAAUACCCUUACAAGGGUUUAAAAAUAAUGAAAUGUCGUAACACCAUGACCCCAAAAGGUGGUCGGGGUCGCUUACGACGCAGGUGUUCAAACAUCAUGGGGUUCGACUAUAUUAAGCAUAUUUUUUUUUUCUUUGGUAAAUCUCGGUAAUUGAAAAAAUCUAAGGAGUCAUGCACUAUUAUCACUUAAAAAAUUAAUUACUCGACGUGUGAUUAUACCGAGAGCAUGAAGUUGUGGUUUCUGAGCAAGAGCAAGUCUUCUCGUUACAGUGAUCAUUAAAUUUAUAUAAUUAUAAUGUUGGCAGUUCGUGUAAGAUAUUCAGUAAUUAGUUUUAUUAUCUGUCUUUGAACGUGCAAUAUCUUUUUAAUGAAGUUUUUCUUUAGGGUAAUCUACUUGUGAAUAUUAGUUUGUACCAUUUCCUUGAAAAUUACAAUUACCCACAUCAAGCAAAGUCAGUUGAAUUCAUUAAGCCAGCCAAUAUCAUCAACUGAACAAAGAAUCAAACAAACCUAGAAUUGCAAAUAUCAAUUUGUGGAAUUAAAAAGCAGGAUUUGUUUUGUUGCAUUGUAACCUGCUCUUUCUCUCAAUAUGAAAGGGGUGGUCCUUUAUUUUCUUUUUCUUUCCUUUCUUAGGACAUAAUUAAUAGAUUCGAAUGGUUAUGAAACCCUUCAUACUCCUUUGUUAUACGGUUUUUUAUAAGCAUUUCUACCAUUCUGAUCGUAUUGACCAAUAAAAAUGUCGCAUUAAUUUAUUCCAUCGCAAACAAAGGAUUGCGCACGGUCAGGGAGCUUCCAACAUAAACUGCAUCACUGUUGUUUUUACAUUUGAUGUUUGUUGUCUUUCAUAACUAGUCUCCUCUAAUAACUAUGCUGCAUUUACUCUUUGAGCCUUUGUGCCUACCUUUGCUUAUUUCUUUUUUCAAAAGAGUUCUGCUUCUCAUAUUAAUCUUUAGUCAGAGGCUUCCGUAUCCGUCAAAUCCAUCAACCAAAAGAUAAGCUGUUUUUUUAUUGAAAAGGAAAUUCAGUUACAACUGCCUGCGGGAGUACAACGUGUAAUAUAUUUCUCUACGCCGUUUUAAGGAAGAAAAUAUGUACUCGACCCCCAAGGGGCAUGGCCAAGUGCAUGCAAUGGCAGCAUCAACCAACACCACUGCUUCCAAUUAAUAAUAAGGUAGUCUGUGUGUGUGUGCUUUUUUUUUCCUAAUUAAUUUUGUCUUUUGUUAAAAGGAGAUGACACACAAUUCAGGUAGAAUAAAAUAAGAAGAAACGGAUUGUCAGUAAAGUAAAUGUCAAAUCUGUCUUCUCUUUUUAUAAUAGACGCUAUGUGUACAAAUUUUUUGUAUUGUUGGAAUUGAAUACUAACCAUUCAAUCAAGUGCUUAAAAAAGAAAGAUAAAUUUAGAUUGCGUUUUCUCAGUUUUAGCUAUCGCGCUAAGGCUUUCUUCGCAAUGAAUGAGUACAAAGCAAAGGCUAUAUUGGUGCUUUUCCUGCAGCUGCCAAGUCACGGAUUUAUCAUUAACCCUUAAAUGAACAUAACUUGAUAAUGCUGAUAAUGAACAAAAAAGAGAAGAUUGCAUUUGGUCCUUUAUUUUUAGCUGAAAAAACAAGGGUACGACCAACAGCACAUCAUCUGGAGGGAAACUUACAGUCGUAACUGCAGUUCAGAAGAAAAAUGCGGAAAAGCAGCUUUUACAUGGACACCUUUUCCUACUCCAUCAUUAUCGCUGUUAUAUGUCCAGUUGCAGUGGUCGGAAAUGCUUUGAUUUUAGCUGCGAUUUGGAAAAAGACAUUUAAAAAAACUCCUUUCCAUCUUCUUCUGAGUGCAUUAGCAAUCACUGAUUUGUGUACGGGAGUAAUAGCCCAACCUCUUACUGUUGCAGCCAAUCUUUUGCAAAUUGCAUCGGACUGCAAAUCAUAUUCACAUUGCAGAAACAGGCAAAUGAUUAUUGAAGUAAUUGAUGCACUUAGUAAUACCAGUGCCACGUAUUUCUUUUCUGUCACAGCCCUUUUUACAUCACUAAUGGCAGUUGAGAGAUGGUUACACAUGACAAGGCGAUCCAAGUUGACAUCACGUCGUAGAUACAUUGUAGUUAUAGCGAUCGUGAUCCUUCCAUUACCCAAAGCCAUUUUUCGUUCCCUAGAAUCCGUGGAAGGACGUCCUACACGUUCAUCGAAUAUUGCAAUCAUAGCUUUGGGAAUGGUUUGUUUCUUAACCACAUUUGUUGCUUAUUUUCAAGUUCUUCGAAUCAUUCGACGCCAUCGACAACGCGUUCAUAGAAGCUUGCGGACUGGCAAUUUUGGUCCAUCAGCAAUAAACCUGGCGAAGUAUGAGAAAUCUGUGGUGACGAUCUUAUAUAUCGCAGGUUUAUUUUACUUCUGUUUCUUCCCAUAUAUUGUAACUAUUAGUGUGUUUGUUUGCUUUGGAAAUGAUGAUUCACGAGAAUUAUCUGUAGCCUUGCACAUCACCACAGUGUUUCUGUUCGCAUCAUCUUCACUCAACCCACUCCUUUACCUAUGGAGAAUGAACGAUGUUCGUACGGGAGUAAAGCGCUUAUUUUUUCGCGGACUCGAAUAG